GCAAAUCUGAGAACCGUCUGAGUCCACUCCUGCUUGGACAUCAAGACACGCAGAAAGGAGAAACGCGAUUCACUCGUUGCAUCUCACAUCACAAAUCUCUCUGUCUCACAGUCAAAGCGCGCUUCGGGACUCGGAACCCAACCUCCAUCACUUCCCUUUCAACGAGAAUCACGAACCCUGCGUUUUAUGAGCUUGUCUCAACUCCGCCAUGAUGCUAUUGGCUAUGACUGGCAACGCGCCUAAGCACGGUAGUGCUGGCUCUGGUUUCUUUACCAAGCGCCCCUUCUCACUUUUCCACUCUCUUUGCCUUCUGGUCAUUGCCUUGGCCUUUUCAGGACAAGUCCUUGCCGACUGCGAAUGUGGCUAUCAAAGUGAUAACCUCGACGGCGUUUAUCAGAAUGUCUUCACCGAUCUCAUUGAGACGAACUUUGCCCGCAUGCCCGAUAUUUCCACCAACACUGACUGGCUGCGCCAGGAGUUCAACGUGACCAAGUCCAAGGCUCGCGGAGAAUAUGGAGAGAUGUUUUACAUCAACGAUGACGUGGAAUAUGUGGACAAUAUUGGCAACAGGGCCUCUGACGGCGUGCAGCUCAUUGUCAGACAGGACCUGGUUGACGGUAUGGUCCCCGUGGCGGAGAUCGAUACCGCGAGGCUGGAUCUCUCCUAUGGCACUUUCCGGGCUUCGAUGAAGUUGACGGCUACCCCUGGCACUUGUGCGGCAUUCUUUUGGUACUUCAACGACACCCAGGAGAUUGACAUGGAAUUUCUGUCCAAGGAGUUCGACCACAGCAAGAACACUUAUCCAGUCAACCUUGUGCUACAAUCCCGAGCCGCCGCCGCGCAUGGCUACGACGCCUCGCAAACCGACAACUUCAUCAAGGCAAACCUGCCCUUCGACCCCACGGCUGAUUUCCACGAAUACCGCAUCGAUUACAACCCAAGCGAGAUUCUCUUCUACGCUGACAGAGAACUGCUCGCCAAGAUGAAUGGCUCCAACGUUCCGAGUCCUACUUCACAUGGCCACCUGAUCUUGUCGCAUUGGAGCAACGGAAACCCCAAGUGGUCUGGCGGUCCCCCGAAGCAGGACGCGCAUCUGGUCAUCCGCUAUAUGAAGGCCUACUUUAACUCGACUGACCCUAAGAGAACACAGGAUUGGAGCGGUCGGUGCAAGAAUGCUAAAGCGCAGACCUCUGUGUGCAAGAUUCCGGUUGUGACUAGGGAGAAUCAGACUGCCAAAGAUUACUUUUUUAGUGAUUAUCCGGACAAGGCAAAAAACCAGACGGUGUAUGAGCCUACUAGUGGUGCGAGAACCUUUGAAGCGGUGGCGCGCUGGACAUUGAUGGUUAUUUUGUUCAUGGUUGGCUUUGCAGGGGGCUUCUUUUGAGAACUGGUUUACUGUUCGAUCCUGUGGCAAGGAGAACAUAUCAAGACACUCCUGUGGCAGGGGGAAAAGUACGAUAGUAUUAGUACCUGACGGUUUAUAUGCGUGUGCAAAUUCCGUUCGAUU
Molecule: messenger RNA, 1507 nt
Organism: Neurospora tetraspora
Lineage: Eukaryota; Fungi; Ascomycota; Sordariomycetes; Sordariales; Sordariaceae
Product: concanavalin A-like lectin/glucanase domain-containing protein
Exons: 2
Coding region: 209-1384 (391 amino acids)
Biological process (GO): carbohydrate metabolic process
Molecular function (GO): hydrolase activity, hydrolyzing O-glycosyl compounds
Source: RefSeq, a predicted model, not a curated record